Messenger RNA from Zea mays, 1620 nucleotides. RefSeq lists its product as uncharacterized. The record is from RefSeq and is marked provisional. Gene Ontology annotation, biological process: regulation of transcription by RNA polymerase II. Gene Ontology annotation, molecular function: protein dimerization activity; DNA-binding transcription factor activity, RNA polymerase II-specific; RNA polymerase II cis-regulatory region sequence-specific DNA binding. NCBI's taxonomy places the organism in Eukaryota, Viridiplantae, Streptophyta, Magnoliopsida, Poales, Poaceae. The coding region runs from base 33 to 1439 and encodes 468 amino acids. The transcript has a single exon.
GACGGAUCGUAUCGUAGUACUAGUAGUAUCGCAUGAUGGCGAGGAGGGACAGGAGGUCAGGGGUGAGAUUCAUCGAGGACGGUAGGGACCGGAGCCUCACGUUCUUCAAGAGGCGGUCCGGGCUCUUCAAGGCGGCGUCCGACCUGUCCACCCUCACCGGCGCGAGGGUGGCGGUGGUGCUGGAGUCCGAGAGCGGGAGGUUCUCCUCCUUCGGCACCCCGGAGGCCAGCCCCAUAGUGGACGCUUUCCUUCUCGGGAGCGCGCCGACGGACCUUGACACCAGCGAAGCAGACAAGGCUUCCAUCACCAACCUGCAGAACGAGGUGUUCCAGCUGGAGAAAGACAAGGCCAUGGAGGACAAGCGGAGGAAGGAGAGCCUGGCGCGGUCCAGCAGGAAGGUCCAGCAGGCCUCGAAGGUGGCCAGGUAUGUUUACGGCAGCGUAGACGAUCUUGACGCCACCGAGCUCUUCGAGAUGUACCGUGAGCUAUCGCGGGUGCAGCAAGAGAUCAGCGAUCGCUUGCCGACGACCUUGCUCCACGACGCGAGCAAAGCAGACGCCGGUGGUGGCCGUGGCCGUCUUAGAGACCCGUCGCUGCUGCGGCCCACUUGGUGGCGUGCAAGUGCAAUGCCAUUGCCGCCCCUGCAACAAGCUGCGACGCCACCGACGAAGUGUCCUCCAUGGGCUCCCUCGCAGGCUCGCUUCCAGUUCCAGCAACAUCCAUGGGCGGCGUCAUCCACGUCUCCUCCCGCUGUGCUGCCAAGGUCAUCUGGCUCCCCGCUUCCGAGCUCGGCGAUCCUCCCGUCACCGCUGGCGCCGCAGAAUCCGUCCUUCUUGCGACAUCAUCACCCUCUGGCACCGCAUACCACCCCUCCCACAUCGGCCGGCGUGCAAUUCCAAGCACCCAGGACGCCGGCACCUACGGAAGCCCAGAACCCUUACACCUACUACAUCCGUGGGAUCGACAUCAUCAGUGGUAACAGCUCGCACCCGUCGUCACUAUCGCCUGUCAUGCCGUCGUCUUCACCGACGCCCCACCAGCAGCCGUCGUCGUUGCGAGCUCCACCGUCAGAUGAUUCGUCUCCUCUAUCUUUGUCGCCGCGAGUUUCAUACCCGCUGCACGUAGGGUCGCCGUACCACCAACAGCUUCCUUUGAGUGCGCAGAAUCACAACUCCGUGCAGCAGCCGCCGCCGCCGCCUGAGAGCUGUGCACAUGUUGUUGGCUCACCUCUGAUCGUCCAUUCUCACCAAGUGUUCUACAGCAACUUGUCACCUGACCUAAAUGCUGAGCUGGGAAGCGUCGAUGAUGGUGGAGCUGGAGCCACCCAUGCUGACGGUGGACUUGGUUUGUCUAGCCCUCAGCAAAGUGAUGGCUUCGACGGGGUGACGCCCAACAAGUCCUUCUCUGCAGGACAAAGCUCUGGAUCUGGAUGGUGGUGAUGCAGGAGUCAAUAAUAAUCUUGGCGGCCUCAGCUUCCCUUCUUAAUUCGUACUAGCUAGCUAGCUAGUCCGUGCAGGAAUUGUUGUGAUUGGUUUUGUCGUUUUCAGUGAUUUCAGUUAGCAAGUUAGCUUAUAGCCUUAUAGCUUGUCAUUAGGCAAGUAACAACUGAGGUUUACUAUU